Molecule: messenger RNA, 843 nt
Organism: Talaromyces rugulosus
Lineage: Eukaryota; Fungi; Ascomycota; Eurotiomycetes; Eurotiales; Trichocomaceae
Exons: 4
Coding region: 1-843 (280 amino acids)
Source: RefSeq, a predicted model, not a curated record
AUGGUCAAAUGGACCCCCGAAUUGGAGGGCAAGUUCCUCAGUGUGGUUCUGAGGAAGCUUGAUAUACACGUUUCUGGCGAAAACUGGGCUCAAAUCGCCUCUGAUCUGGGCGACGGCUUUACAGCCAAAGCCUGCCGCCGUCCAUCUACUGCACAUUCUUGCUACCCUUCAAUUUUCAUUUACACUGCAAUCUCUUCUACUAUAUCUUGCAAACACACAAUCAAAGCAACCAUGCCUGUCAAGUGGACCAAAGCGGUCGAGAGCCGCUAUCUCAGCGUUGUUCUCAAGCAGAUCAACGCGCGUGUCUCUGGCGAAGACUGGACCAAUAUCUAUCUAAUCCUGCUCUCUAUUUAUUUAUCGCUUUUGCCUCUACUCUCCCAAUCUCAUUUCGCCAUCAUGUCUGGUGGUCGCUGGACCGAUGCCUUGGACAAGAAGCUUCUGCUCAAGUACAUUUCUAUCAAUGCCACUGGACCGCGCAACUGGGACAAGGUCGCUGCAGCAAUGGGCCUGGCUUCACCACUGCGGCUUGCAACUAACUCGUCUUCGUCUAGACUCCAUUUCGCCAAAAUCCUAAAAGACGGAGAAUCCGAUGCCGGUGCUGCUACUCCGGAUGGCUCUGGCGCCACUCCUUCUACCACAGCUGGAAAAAAGCGCAAGGCUGCUACUGCUACCACCGACGGCGGUAAAUCCCCUAGCAAACAGCCUCAGAAACGCCAGCGAAAGACUGCCGCCAAGGACAAGGGCAAGUCCAAGGACGAGGAUGAGGAUGAUGAGGACAGCCCCUUUGUGAAGAAGGAAAUCAAAGACGAAGAGAGCGAAGCUCUAGACUCUGACGAGGCUUGA